This is a messenger RNA of Nicotiana tabacum (common tobacco), 1000 nucleotides long. Lineage: Eukaryota; Viridiplantae; Streptophyta; Magnoliopsida; Solanales; Solanaceae. The record is from RefSeq and is a predicted model, not a curated record.
AAAGGUCCUCGUAUUGCAAAAGUCGUGAGGAGAAUCAAUUGCAAUGUGGAACCUCUGGAUUAUGGAGUUGUUCAGCCUGGCAAGCUAUGGAGCGACAAUCGGGCUAUUUACCCCAAGGGAUUCAGGAGCCGGGUCAGAUACAUUGAUGUUUUAGAUCCAGCAAAUAUGUGCUACUACGUUUCUGAAGUUCUGGAUGCAGGGCGAGAUGGGCCAUUGUUUAUGGUCUCGUUAGAGCAUUGUCCGAAUGAAGUGUUUGUUCAUUUAUCCGCUGUCAGAUGCUGGGACAUGGUCCGGGAGAGAGUGAAUCAAGAAAUAACAAAGCAACAUAAGUUGGGAAAACUGAAGCUUCCUCCUUUGCAGCCACCUGGAAGUCUUGAUGGCAUGGAAAUGUUUGGUUUUUCUUCACCUGCAAUUAUACAGGUAAUUCAAGCUAUGGAUCAAAAUCAAGUGUGUUCAGAAUACUGGAAAUCUCGACCGAUGAUGCUGAGAGCACCAUCCGCAUCUGUUGACAGUUUGAGACUCAAUAUAAAAUCCGAGAUCUCAAAUGAUCCUACCGGAGCUGAUACAGUACUCAGUGGCCUGAUUAAGAAGGCAAACUCUGAAGAACUUCAUGCAUUGUACACACUUCUCAAAACCAAUAAUUUGACCCCUAAUCAAGGUUUAAUGACUCGGCUUCUUAAUGAAGAGAUUGAUAAGCGAGGAAGAUGAUUAGAUUUACAGCCUCGUCGAGGCUUAGACUUCUCACAAGGAGUUAACCCUGUAAAUGUUCAACCACAUUCUAGUUUUAGGUUAGAUGGCAUUAGGUUGACCCCCAUUUCUUGAAAUUUUGCACUGGCUAAUAGCAAGAAAAGUCCGUCAUAUAGUUACUUCUGGACUUUGGUUCUUCGCAUUCUUUGAGAAGGAUGAUUGAAAUAGAAAAUUCUUUUUCCAAACUUGCUAGAGUAAUUGUUGCUGGUAAACAUUAAUCAUCCCAGAAUUUAUACAUGGAAAGAGUUCGAAA